Messenger RNA from Tympanuchus pallidicinctus (lesser prairie-chicken), 936 nucleotides. RefSeq names its product translocase of outer mitochondrial membrane 20 (gene TOMM20). The transcript has 5 exons. The record is from RefSeq and is a predicted model, not a curated record. The coding region runs from base 108 to 548 and encodes 146 amino acids. Gene Ontology annotation, biological process: protein targeting; protein import into mitochondrial matrix; tRNA import into mitochondrion. Gene Ontology annotation, molecular function: transmembrane protein transporter activity. Gene Ontology annotation, cellular component: mitochondrial outer membrane translocase complex; mitochondrial outer membrane. Lineage: Eukaryota; Metazoa; Chordata; Aves; Galliformes; Phasianidae.
GGCGGGGUCCUUUCUCGCCGCCCGCUCGCCCCAAGGUGCCUGCGGAGCUCGGCGCCGGCCUUGCGGAGGGCGGGGGCGGCGGCGCCUUCCCCGCGGCGCCGGGCACCAUGAUGGUGGGCAAGACCGGCGCCAUCGCCGCGGGCCUCUGCGGGGCCCUCUUCAUCGGCUACUGCAUCUACUUCGACCGCAAGAGGCGGAGCGACCCGAAUUUCAAGAACCGGCUGCGGGAGCGAAGGAAGAAACAGAAGCUUGCCAAAGAGAGAGCAGGGCUUUCCAAGCUGCCUGAUCUGAAAGAUGCUGAAGCUGUUCAGAAGUUUUUUCUUGAGGAGAUCCAGCUUGGGGAGGAACUACUAGCUCAAGGUGAAUAUGAGAAAGGUGUUGAUCACUUGACCAAUGCCAUUGCUGUGUGUGGACAGCCGCAGCAGCUACUACAAGUUCUACAGCAGACUCUUCCACCACCAGUGUUUCAAAUGCUUCUAACUAAGCUCCCUACAAUAAGCCAGAGAAUUGUAAGUGCACAGUGCUUGGCUGAAGAUGAUGUUGAAUGAGGUCACACAACAACAGGGGGAAAAAGUGUUUUCUUACCCCAGAAGAUGAGCAUCAGUAGGGGGAUAAAGGGGCAAACAUAGUAGUUAAUGGACUGUGUACCACAUCGGGUUCUACCAGAGUUAAAAUUAACUUUGUGUAGGUGGGUUUCACAGGAUUUUAUUUAUUAUCCCAGUGAAAAGUGUAUUUUGAUAAAAAUUCAUUUUAUAAAUACACUGUGUUGAGUUAUCAAAGCAUCACUAACUUCAUUAUUAUUAAAAUAUGCAGUUGUAAUGUUGUACAUAUAAAGACGUAAAGCUACAACCUAUUGAAAACCCAAUGCUCAUUUUUUGAAAAAAAAAAGAGAAAAGAAUUAAAGAAAAAAGUUAUGGCAAUAAAGAUUUAUCCACA